AUGACAGGGAGAGCCGGGCCUUUGGAGGUGACCGCAACUCUCCCCCACGACCGUAACCUUGACCGUGGUCUGACAGCACCUCCCCAGAGGCGUGUAGCGCCGGAGGUAUCUGGACCAGCAGAGUCACAAGCGCGGUACGGAUGUGUCGAGGGGCCCACGGGCCUUGCGAGCCCCGGGAAGGGCGGCGGGGGCUCGCGGGCGAAUGUCGCUGCUGGAUUGGCCGCCAUGGAGAAUCCGAACCAAGAGCAGGGAAGGGAUAUGCCUGGUUCCUGGGGCAAGCCGUGGCUCGGGCACGGGACGUGGUACGGAUCUGUACAUGCUGUAUGUACAUGCUGUAUGUACAUGCUGUACAUGGACCCCUCCAGCCCCAGGAAUAACACCCCAAGACCAGGCGCUUCCCGCCUGCGCGACACGCUCGCGUUCUGGAAGGAUUCGUUGUGCCAUGCCCACCAGCUUGCCAUGCGGCGAGACGCUGCGCCUUGCGUGUCUGCGUGUCUGCUUGUCUGCGUAAUCCGGAAACGGCCCAAGAUUAAGCUCCGGCCGGGGGGCGGGAGCUAUCACCUGGGGCCCAUGUCCGAUCUAUCGCAACUGGCACAGGCGCUUGGCUGCGAACCCCUCGGGCCUCGGGUCCUGCGACCGCCAUCCUCUGGUGUUUUUUUCUUCUUUUGUCCUGUAUGUCCCUGGGGAGGGGCUGAAAGGGGGGUUGUGCUUGACGCUUACUACAUGGAGGACCCGUUGACAUUGGCAGAUACCUUGUCUUUAAAUAGUGUGAUGUGA
This is a messenger RNA of Diaporthe batatas, 777 nucleotides long. RefSeq lists its product as uncharacterized. NCBI's taxonomy places the organism in Eukaryota, Fungi, Ascomycota, Sordariomycetes, Diaporthales, Diaporthaceae. The record is from RefSeq and is a predicted model, not a curated record. The transcript has 3 exons. Bases 1 to 777 code for a protein of 258 amino acids.